UCACGGGAGCAAGCUACAUGUUAGCUUUAGCUCUGACUCCUAAAAUCAACAGGUUAGUGGUUGAGCGGACCACUGUGGUUAGUGCUAGUUCAAAGGCUUGUGUAAACUAGGCUAGCAUCAUGCCGGUGCAGGCUUCGUAACAUUAUUCCCGUGUAACGUCACAGCCACCUCAACUUUUCUGACGUUUGCUAAUUAGCAAUAGGUAAGCAAAGCUAAGUUUGGUUUCACCGAAGUUAGCGUUAGCUAACUACUCCUGCACGUUUGUGAAAGGAGCAAAACAAGUAUCUUUGGAUAAAUUGACCUUUACAAACUCUCCCCUGUUUUAGCGCUGUAGCGAUAAUCUCCUCAGUGUAACAAAUCCGGUUUAAAUGUGGCGCUAUGGUAUCAUUUGUGAAUUGACGACGUGGGAGGCGCAGCACGGAGCCAACUGAAGGGAUGGGAGAGCCACCUGCGGUGAUCCUCCAGCAACCGAUGAGUGGCAGGUAGUGACGGUGCAAAAAACAAUGCCGUGCUGCUGCUGCAUACAAUGAAGAAGAUAUUCAGCUUCACCAAGAAGAAAAAACACUCGUCUGGUACCCCUGACAGUGGGAGCGUGCUUUCCCUUGGAUAUGACCUGAAAGAAAAGGACCUCGGGAAGGUUCACAAGGCCGCCUCAGUGGGCGAUGUGGCAAAGUUGAGGCAGCUUGCUAAAAAGAAUGACAUCAAUCAACUUGACAAGGAGAACAGAACUGCUCUUCAUAUUGCCUGUGCCAGUGGACAUGUGGAUGUGGUGCAGUUCCUCGUUGAAAGCAAAGCCAAGCUUAACCUAUGUGACAAUCAGAAUAGAUCUGCCUUAAUGAAGGCAGUGCAGGGUCAGCAUGAGCGAUGUUUGAGCUUACUGCUGGAGAAUCAUGCUGACCCUAACCUGGUGGACAUCAAUAGCAAUACAGCUCUACACUUGGCAGCAAACAUCCCAUCCCUAUCUAUUGCUAUCCUGCUGCUACAGCAUGAGGCUAACAUCAAUGCCACGAACAAGGAGGGAUUUACACCCCUGACUGUGGCUGUCCGUGAGGACCAUAUUGAGAUGGCUGAAUUUCUCCUCAAGGAGACUGCUGAUGUGAAUUGUAUGGACCAAGGCCAAAGGUCUCCAUUAAUGAUUGCUGCUGGCAAUGGACAAAUCGGUAUGUUGCGGCUACUUUUGCGGUUUAACCCAGAUGUAACGCUAAAGGAUUCCAAAGGAUGGUCAGCUGAUGACUACGCAGUAAUGAACGGACAUCAUCCGUGUUCCCUCCUGAUCAUCGAGCACGGCACUCAGAGAACCUGUGGGCCCUCCCUGUCACAUCAAGGCCCAAGUAAAAAGAAGAAAAAAAUGCUGCCGGGCAGUCCUUUCCAUGAUGUUGAAGCAGGCUUCUCUUUGGGAGGACCAGCCACUGACAAAGACGAGCAUGGAGCAAAUCAAGCAGGGGGAGACUUUGAAGAAAAUUCUCAAUCAGAGUCACUAAGUCGGGUUUCAAAAAGUGGCACUGAUGAAUGGCCUUCGUCUGAAGAUGAUGAUGAUGAUGAUGAAUUGAUUUUAAACAAAAAGAAACCACAGAAAGUGAACCUAAGUAAAAUGAUUGCAUCUAAAAAAGGAGAAGCUCCAGCACUGGCUGACAGAUCCUUGAGCUGUACAGAAUCUGAACCAGAGUGUGAAAGUAGAGUCCAGAGAAUCCCGUCCUUUGAACAGACUUUGACAUCCAGGAACGCUCUUCAGCAACCAGUAGAUCCUGCUCCCAUUUCCUUCCUUGCUAAACCACCCCAGAUGACUUCCACCCCACUUCCUAGCUCCCGAGAGAGAGAAGAUUCCACUGAGGACGAUGAUGAUGACGAUGUUGAUGAUGACGACGAUGACAAUGAGCUAGCACGAGAUGAGGAAGAGGAAGGAGAAAUCUUGGAUGAAAAUGAUCAGCCUGCAGAGAGUGGAGAGUCACUUGAUGCCACUUCAAGUGUUCCUGAGACAGAAGUCUCCAAAGAUAAGAAAAGAGAUUUCUUGUCUGAGCUGGGUCUAGAGAAGGGAGAGGAAGAGCAAUAUUCUUGGGACUCUGAGUCCCAUUGUGAAAAUCCUGGUAUGCCAGAAAAACAAUCCACACACACUCAGGAUCAAGAGGAGGCGCCUGUUGCUGAACAAGUGACUAAAGACUUGUUUUAUAUUCCCUCUUUUUUAAGAGGAGAAGGAGGCAAUAAGACGGCAGUUCUAGUGCCUCGGAGGAGUGUAGACAGGCCAAGAGGCAGCCAGGGACAGGUUGGAAAUGGUGAUAAUAAAAUGGAACCUAAUGCUAAAGAUGACACUCCACAGAAAGUGACUGAGAAGGCAACAUGGGAGACACUUCGUGUUUUGAACAAACUUACAGAGGACACUGACCAAAAGAGAGACCUAAUGGAGGAACUUGGUCUGGGAAAUGUCGACGAUCUUGAAGAUGCAUCGGAUUGGGACUCAGCCAGUACAACCAGUAAAAGAACACUGCCUGGCCGCAAAAUGGCCUCCCCUGGACUCGAUGAGUUUCCAGAAAGCCCCACUUCAUCUGUUAAGAGACAGGAUGAAGAUGCUUCACCUGCAACACCCUUGACACCGCAGAGGAGCAUCAACUCUGACACGAGAUUGCCGAGCACAUCCCCACAAAUCUUACCUCAACCUCAACCUCGAGCGAGAAAGAUGGUUCUUCAGAAACCAGAGGGUGAAGAAGAAUCAGAUUGGGAACCAGAUAAUUUACCAUCCGCCUCUAGUUCAACCAAAUUUGACAAUCAGCUGCAAAACACAGCUGAGCUUCAGGUCGUGACUAUACAAGGUUUUCCUGAGCUCUCGUCAAUGGCAAAAGGCAGUAAAAGUAACAGCCAACCAGACGAGCCUCUGAAUAAGAAGAAAGAUGAUGCAGGAGAUACAUGUGAAGUAGAUCUAAAUGAUCCACAGCCAUAUGGCCUUGUGGGGACUCACAGAGGAGAACAAUGUAGAGAUCAACACAGUUCUGAAGAGCAGGCUCAAAAUAAUGACGACAUCCCGUGGGAGAAACGUUACGAGAAGCUCUGGGUGGAGGUGGAGAAACAGGAAGUAAAAUCCACAUUCAAGAAUGUUGCUGGGGAAUUGAAAGAGAAGUUUGGAGAGCUGCUUAAGUCACGUUGUUCAGCAGAAGAUGUUGCAGAAGAUAAACAGGCUACAGCUGAAUCUACAUCUUCAGAAGACGCAUCAAGUGAUGAGGAGGGCGACAUCAUUGUGCGUCCCACAGCUAGAGCAAGGAGUACUGUCCUCCUCACCAUACCUGAGCAGAGGGAGUCUGGGCUGGAAGACUCUCUGACAGAGUCAGCUGACAACUCUGUGUGUGAUGACAGGGUGCAGGUCACUCAGGUCACUCAGCCACCCGCCAAUCAUGGCAUCACACAUCAAAAACAAGGUCUUACUGAUGAUCUGGAGAAGUGCAGGUCUCCUUCACCAAACUUCUCCACUCCCAAAGAUCAUGCCAGCACAACUUUUACUGACAGUCCCAUCAUACCCACCUCUGAUGUUGAUUCUAGUUCAUUAAAAGACAACACCAAACUUGGGUUGUUCCACCAGCAACAGACGGACAACCAAAUUGCUGCUCAAUAUGAAGCUGAGAUGUCCAAUGCAAGUUCAGAGGAGGAUCCUGGGGAGGCCACCAAGUCUUGCCCCCGCAUUCCAAGCAGAUAUGUGACAUCUAUCCCAGGAGUUUCUGAUGAGGAGCUUGAAGAGGACAUGGAAAGGUUUAAACUUGAGGUAGGGAUGCUGAAGCGUGUCUUCCUGGAUUUGGAGAAAGAAAAGGCCCAGCUACAGAAAGAGAUUAUAUAUGACAAAGUGUACAAGUACACGCACAAAUUGCAUUGUAAAAUAGGCUGGCCCCAACUUGUUUCAGUGAGGAUGAACAUUACAAGUUCAGCUGUCAAAUGUUUGCCUCUGUUUUUCCAGGUUGGCAAAGAGGUGACACAGACUUCUGUGGAGGUACAAAAAUCCAGUGCUUCCUGGGAUUCUGGUGGAAGGACAUUGGAGAAAGCUGGUACUGAGAAACUUGAGAGCAGGAUAGGAUGCGUGUCGAGCCCAGCUGGAGCAAUUCACCAGGAACAGCAGCCUGCAGACACCAAAAGCACCAAUGGGGCACCAGUGUUCUUGCAUCUCCCACUCCAGCAGAGCCACAGUAACAACAAACUGGAGGGACAAACUGUAGAGACCGUAAAGCUGGAGCUGGUCAGAGGGGCCCGGCGCCGCAGAGCCCCUCAGACUAACACCCAUGUUAAUGGAGACCCUCUCUCUGUGUUUGACGAUAGCACUUUAAGUGAUUUGUCGGACGAUGAAGGAAGGUUUCCAAACAGUGGACAACAGAAAAAUGAGGGCCAGGAGGAAGCGGAGUUUGCAGAAGACUUUGAUGAACUGACUCAGUCUUCAGACACAGCCACAGAUGACAUAGACUCUCCCACUUCAGGCUAUCGACAUGCAUCUGUCCUCAUUCAGAAGCUGGACUCGGCUACUUUAGAUUCCAGGAGCAUGGUGAAGCUCCAGAACAUUUUUCAUGAAUAUGAGCGCUCCAUCCAAAAAGCAAGGAGUCGCCAUGGGUACCUGACCGACAAGGUGAGCCAGCUGGAAGUGGAGAGAGCAGAGCUGAAAAGCUCUCUCGAGGAAGUUAAAGAUGUUAAGUCUGCCUUGGAGCGCAACCAGCUGGAAUUGCAAACUGAAGUCACGAACCUCAAAUUUCAGCUCAGACAAGAGCAGGAAAACCGUCGCAAUGCUACCAUGAUGUACAACACCAUCAAAGAUAAGCUGAGGAAGAUAGAGGAGCAGCAUCAGAUAGAGGUUCAGGAGAAACAGAAGGUGGAGCUCACUCUCAGGAACGUGGAGCUGGAGAUGAGGACACUGGUCAACAACAUAAAGCAGCUUGAAGAGGAUCACAGUGAAACCCAGAGACUGCUGGCUCAGGAACGCAGUGCAAGGACGCUGCAGGAGAAUCUGCUCAGCAGUCAUCUCCGUAAGCAGCAGGAGAUGGAGGAUGAGAACAAGAGGAAUAAAAGCAAGAGCUAUGAGGCAUUAUCUCAGCUCACUGAGGCCAGUGACAGAGAGAGGGAGUUGCUACAACAGACUGCUGCCUUACAGGAACAGCUGACCAUCCUCAGGGCAGACCUAGAGCGUUCGCAGGCCAACAGCAGUCUCAAAGAGAGCCACAUUGUGGAGGAGAACGAAGUCCUCAAGGAGCAGCUAGAAGAUGUCCGGCGAGAUCUCAAACUCAACAGCGAAACAUUCACCCAAACUAUCUUCAACUGCAACAACCAGAUGACCACGCUAAAGUCUGAGUUAGCUAUGACGACAACCCGCCUGGAAAAUGAGCGUCAGACUCGUGAAACACUGGAGGUGGAGGUGGAAUCUACUCGUACCCGCCUGGCUGGAGCAGUAAUGGAGGCUGAGCGCUGUCUGGCAGCUCACGCAGACGCAGAGAAAGCUCUGCUCCGGGAGAAAGAGGAACAUCAACGUCUGAAAGACAGAUCCACAGGUGAAGCAACUAGUCAGCGUGAGACAGUCAGCAGUCUGUCCCAGAAGCUGGCCAAAGCAGAAGCUAGUGUAAACAGUAUGGAGAAUGAAGUUCAUCGUGUCACCCUGCAACUGACAGAGAAGGGCCUUUUGCUGGAUGUGCUCCAGCGUGAGAAGGACCAGGCAGCUGCACAUGCCAAAGAGCUGGAAACCGCUCUACAUGCCGAGAGGGAGCAGGUCAGCCGUGCCAAAGCUCGUCAAGAGGCCUCCCAGGAGCGACUAGCCCAAGCCCAAAGUGAGGUUAUGUUAUUACGGCAACAGCUCGAGGAGUCGCAGAACAAAGGUGUUGCAAAGGAGCGAGCUGUGACGGAUGCCCAAGAGCGCUUUAGCGACAUCUUGUCCAAGCUGCGCUCUGACUCUGAAGAGAGGGUACAGCUCGUGGACGAGAGAAAUAAGGAGCUUGCCAGUAAGGCUGCUGACCUCCGAGAUCAGAUCUACAGGUUGGAGGAAGAGAAGAAUGAAAGAGAGACUAACCUAAGGCAGCUUCAGCAGGAGCUAGCUGAUUCUCUUAAAAAGCUGUCAAUGAGUGAAGCCUCUCUGGAGGUCAACACACGCUAUCGCAGUGACCUGGAGGAGGAGAAGACUCGGCUCCUCAAAGACAUGGACAGGCUUAAAGGAAAGCUGGAGGAAAGUGAAGACAACUAUGUGCAGGCUGAAAGACGAAUUAACGGUCUAAAGAGCAGUCUGGAUGAUCGGGAAAAGGAACUCACCACUGCUGCUCAGAAACUCCAGGAGGCGCUGUCAGCCUCAGCUGCAACAGACACCACCAUCAAACAGCUGGAGGAUGCUGUGCAGAGGCUCGAGAUCGAGAAUGCCAGGCUGGAAGCAGCUGCAAAACAACAGUCCAACAAAAUUGAGUCACUUCAGAAAGGAGCUCAGGAAGCUGCGAUGCUGUCUGACUGCUCACCUGGAGGCGGGGUCAGAGGUCAUUUGGAGGACUUGGUCACAAACCUCCAAAGCAGUAAGAUGAGUUUAGAAGACCAACUAAGUAGAGAGGUCCAGAAGCACAACGUUUUGUCUCACACAGCUCAGGACUCUCAGGCCUUGUGGGAGGAGGAGCUUAGGAGUCGCUCUAAGUUAGGUCUGCGCUUUGCAGAGCUUGAAAAGGAAAAAGGAGAACUGAACACUCAGGUGGAAAUUGAAAAGAAGAAAGCCAAGAAAAUAGCGGAGCAGAAAAAAUCUGUAGACGCUCGCCUGGAUCAGGAGAUGAAGAGAAAUACUGACCUUCAAAAAGAAAUGUACAGGCUGCGAACUCUACUGAAGAAUGCCAAGAAGAAACUGCGUGAUCAGGAUGCUGGUGGAGCGGAGUUUGGCUCUCCAAUGAGCAGUCUGCGGAUGGACAUGGGCAGACACAGUCGGGCUGAAGGCGGCUUAGGGAGAAUGAGAGAAAAGGUGGAUGACCUGCAGGUGCAGCUGGAGAAGGAAGUGUCUCGCUGCAGCCAGCUAGAGAAGACCAACAGGGACCUCAAGGAUCAGCUGGCCUCACUGAAGAGCUUCAGCCACAGUAGUGACCAGUUGGAGAAGAGUAAGAGGCAGCUGGAGGAGGAGGUGUUGGACCUGAGACGCAGGAUUGAGGGUGCUCAGAUGGAGCAGAGCCAGGCUGAGCAGUAUCGUCGUGAAAUAGAGGAGAAAGCCAGACAAGAGAUACAACAGAAACUGGAGCAGGUCAACCUCUUCCUACAGUCCCAAGCAGCUUCUCAAGAAUCACUGGAUCAGUUAAAAGCAGCAAAUGAGGCUAACCUGCGCUCUCAACUGGAGCAGAAGAUCCGGGAGCUGGACGCAGAACUGGGCCGGUCCCGCACCACACAGCUAGACAGCCUUAACCAAAGAGACUCCACGCGCACCGAGCUGGAGCGAUAUCGGCAGCUUUACACAGAGGAGCUGCGCCUGCGCAAGUCACUGGCUGCCAAACUGGACAGGGCCAACACUCGUCUUGCAGAAGCCAAUUCCAAGUUGCUCAACGAGCGCAGCAGGUCUUUUAUCACCAGCAGCAUUGCGAACGGUAGCCUCGGAAGUACCUCGCUGGACGUGGGCGCCUUGGCUUCAUCGGGAAAUUUGGGGGUCUCGCUCAACAGAAGCCUGGGCUUGGGCCUCUCCCUUCUCAACCCUGUAACUGAGGGGCAGAACAGCAGAGUGGAGGACUAUCUGGCAAAGAUGCAGAGUGAGCUGGAUAGAAACAUAUCUAAAGAAUUAGACAAUGCCACAGCAGAGCUGGACGCUGCUUCUGCACGUCUCUCUCCGGUGGGCUCGGUCUCCAGGGUGGAGCUGGACCCCGUCAGCAGGGCGACGCAGCAGUACUUGGAGGUACUGAAGAAGAACAAUAUGAUCUGACUGACGACACACAUCACUGCUGCUCCUAUAAUACUCCAUUUUCUAUUUCAGCCAUUAAAGCUUCAUAUUUUUUAGGCCAGAACCACAGGAUAAUUUUGUACGCAUUUACUUUAGACUCUAUGAAAGAAAAAUAAUGCACAAUGCACUUAACCACUCAGGAACAAAGGGCACGAGUCAUAUUAUAAUAAUAAUAAUGAUGAUAAUAUGUUGCAUUAUCGAUGGGUACAAUUAGACAGAACCUUGAAAGUAUUUGUUCCUUCUCGCUAAAUCUGUUAAAUCCGAAACUGUUUUGUUUCUAUUGUUGGAAUAUAUACUGUAUAUACAGAAUCACACGAUGGAGUUUUUGUUUGUGAAUAUUGGUAUAUUAAUAAGUAUUUGGCGUAUGUAUCUUUUAUAAUUUUUUUUGCCAAGAUUUGACAUUAGGUCUGUGGUUGUUCUUUAUCAGACUUAUUGUUACAAUGAUUAUUUUAUUUUAUUUAUUCUUUUGUUGUUGUUGUUGUUUUUAAAUGACUGUAAUAUACUUGAACGAGACGAGCUGGAUUACUCUCUGGCAGAUGAAACAGGAUGGCUUACUGUGCUUGCUUUUUAGGGCCACCAAAUCCAAGUACACUUGUUUUCAUAUCGUAAAUAUUGUAAUAAAGCAGGAGAAAACCUUUAUGACGCUUGUACACUACAGAAGACUCUAAAACUGUAAAUAAACGUGUAGAAAACGA
Solea senegalensis (Senegalese sole) is the source of this 8586-nucleotide messenger RNA. RefSeq names its product ankyrin repeat domain-containing protein 26 (gene aard). Bases 527 to 7873 code for a protein of 2448 amino acids. Gene Ontology annotation, molecular function: protein binding. The record is from RefSeq and is a predicted model, not a curated record. The transcript has 45 exons. Lineage: Eukaryota; Metazoa; Chordata; Actinopteri; Pleuronectiformes; Soleidae.